UUAUGUGUUGAAUUUUUGACAGUUGCGGUUAGCUAUUUAUUAUCUUAAUCCAAAAUAUUUGUUUGUAUGAAAUACAGGGCAGUUGAAUAUUUUUAAUAAAUGCUGUUUAACUUAAUAAAAAUCGAGGUGCCACCUAAACUUAUUUGCAAUUUGAUUUUGUGGUUUCUGGUGAUUGCCUCUUGGUAUUGUGCUAUUAAUUUGGAUCGUCACUUCUGGAGUAAUAGGAAGUUUUCUACUAAAUAAUGCCGUUUACAGCGGAUGCAGCAGCUGCACAACAAGUGCAAGAGCGGUUAAAAUCAGUGCAACAACUGGUACAUGAAAUCGAAAAGAAAAGAGCCCAAUGUGAAUUAGGAAUUGCUGCAUUACAAAAUUACACACAAGACGAAAAAGGAGGACAUAGUUCACAAAAACUUAAAUCACUGUAUAAAAAUGUUAUAGCCCAAACAGAGCAGGAAGAGGAUGUGAUUCGUAAAGCUUUACUGAAAAUUACUGAGAUAAGGAAUAUAAAAAAUGAGAGAAGAAUUCAGGCUAGGAUUGCUUCAAAUAAGGAAUCUUUAAGAAAAGGAAUAUGGAUGAAAAUGCUAUAUAGUUCUGCUCAGACUCUACCCCUUUAUGUUGGAAAAAUUGGAGAAAAACCACCUCCUUUAUGUGGAGCCAUACCAGCUGAUCCAAAUUACAUUGCUAAAGUAGGUGAUAUGGUGGCUGCAUUAGCGAAGCAUGCCACAGAAGGAGAAAAUUGGAUAUUAGCGGAAGUUGUCUGUUACAAUCACAGUACAAGCAAGUAUGAAGUGGACGAUAUUCUUAAAGAGCAAAAUCAAAAGGGUCGUCAUACAUUAAGUAGGAGUAGAGUUAUACCAUUACCCUUAAUGAGAGCAAAUCCAGAAACUGAUCCCCAGGCUUUGUUUCCUCAGGGUACUCUAGUAAUGGCGCUGUUUCCUCAAACUACUUGCUUUUAUCAGGCUCUGGUAAACAAACCACCAUCUACCCAUAUGGACGAGUACGAAUUGUUGUUUGAAGAUCCUAAUUAUACAGAAGGAUAUAGUCCACCUCAUUCUGUUGUUCAGCGGUACGUUAUCGCCUGUAAACAGAAGAACAAACAGGCGGGGCAAGGUACUAGUUGACAGUACGCCUCUGACAGUGGCAUGUCUGACAAUGAAGAGAUUAUGGAAGCCAGUGUCAUAACAAACUGAGUAAAAAGAUGGUAAAACAAAUUUGAUCGCGAUGUACAAUGCUUGAUUGUAAUAUAAACUAUGCUUUAUUAGAUACUACUAUUGUACGAUAAUAUACUUCCAAUAUAAUAUGAAUAUUUAUAAUUUACAUAAUAAUAUGUAGCUUAACAUAACAGUGUAUGGCUAAACAAAUUAUAUUAUAACAUUCACAUUUUAAGGUAUGUUUAAUUUCUUAAACAUAUAAUUAUAAACUAUAUAAUAGUUAUCAGUAUUGACUUCUACAUAUUUCUUCUUCUUCUUUUUCGUUCUUGUAUGUAGGCUUUAAAGCCUGUUUCUUCUUCAAUAUUAGCCUCCUAAAUUGUGUAAGUUAUCGCACCAUCUUUCUAAUGUACAUACAGUAGAGCCCCGCAAAUCCGAACCCGGCUAAUCCGAACGUUCGGCAAAUCCGAACCAACGGAAAGUGAAAAAAAUUAAAAAAUUCAAGACAAAAACUUAAAAACAUGUUUAUUAUACAGAGUAAAACCAGAAAAUUGAACAAUCUAGGAUUAAUAGGUCUUUGACUCGGUCACUUUCUUUUGACGCAUGGAGGUGUUGUAGCGAAUUGACGCAGCGAUAUUAAACCAUUUACGCAUACACAUUACAUCGACAGGUAAAGCAGCAGAGUUCUGCUCCAUGUAACGUAGAGCCACACCCAGAGCUUUAGUGGCAUCUAGUGUGACACUCGAUAUGGCAGAUAAACUUUUUCCUCGCUUUCUUCAUCUUCAUUAGAGUUGCCUUGAGGUUGAACCAAGUCUACAAUGUCUUCAUCCGUAAGUUCUUGGUGCCCAUUGUCGCCUGCUUCAAUUCAGCUGUAUAGACACUUCCUUCUUUGUUUUCUCAUCCUGUUUUUGUACGACUUCUAGGAGGUCAUUUUAUAAUGAAGAGUGGAAAAAUGAAGCUUCUUUAAAUUGUAAAUCUAGCCAGCGAAUAAGCGAGUCAACACAAAUAAUGACACUGGCCUGCAUCAGUGACAUCAAUCUGAGAUGGGUGGAAGAGACAAAAAGUGAGACAGGUGCAACGACUCAAAAUCAACGACAACGAAAGCUUUGGAUUAUUAGUUAGGCUAAUUUUCGGAUAAUCCGAACUUUUCGGAAUCCGAACAGGCUGUUCCCCCAAUUAGUUCGGAUCUGCGGGGUUCUACUGUAUUCAUAAUAAAUACUUCAUUUACGCUUGUCUCUCUGUUCAUUUCUAAGAGUCAAAUCCAUUAUAUUCCAUAUUUCUUGGUUUGUUUCUCUAUUCUUAGUAUGUCUCAUAUUUUCGUACAAAAACCAUUAUAGUACUUCCUCUCUUUUCCCAUGCAUGAAAUUAUUCACGAAUUACUUUUAUACUAGAUCUCUUUUUAACCCAUAGAAACUAGUAACGCAAAAUUAAGCAGCUUUUCCAGAGAAAUCACAAAAAGUUAAACAAGGAUAAACAAUACAGAAUGUCUUUGAUAGCUUAUAAAUUUUGACGUUUAUAAUUUUCAAUGACAGUGACAGUUUAUUGGUUUAUGUGCAUUUAUUGUUUAUUUGGUUUUAUAAAUCAAUAAAGUUUUAUUUUUUAUCAAUACAGUUUAAUUGGAUGUAUAUUUAUAAAAAAUAAAUAUAAUAUUUCAGUUAAACAAAGGAAGAGUUGCAAUACUGACUUUUGGGUUCCCAGACAAAGACGAGUAUUAGUAAUAUCGUAGUGUUGAUCACUCAAUUUGUGAAAAAUUUGGACUUUUAUCACUAUUUCAAAGGUACGAUAUAUUAAAAAUAUUAAUAAUUUAUUUAAAUUCACUCGAUAGUUUUGUAUUUCUCAACCUUAGGUAAUAUUAAAUCUUCUUAACAAUAUUAACUUUUUUGUUGUGACUGUUUUUAAAUUUAUUUAUCACCGUUCUAUAUUUAGCUUUAUAUGUCUUAUCUUUAUGUUUAAUGUUGAGUCCAUUAAUCUCCUCAAUAGCGAAAAAAUAUUAAACACUUCAAUAAAACAACUUUAUAAAAUACGUUCACGGGAUAAUAGCCAUUUCAUAAUUAUUACCACUAACACACUGACAGUACGUAUCAAUGAUCUAUACAUCGACGUACGUUUCAUUUUAUUUUUUGAUUUCACUUGUUUGAAAAUGAAUCGUGACGCAUGGGAAAAGUUAGAAUGGAAGAACUAUAUCAAAAAAUUUCGCUUGCAUAUAUAGAUCAACAUAGUUUUGCAGAUUUUUAUAGCUUUCUUUGUAUUAUUCUACACAUUUCUCUUUAUUUCGUCAUGUUCUUAGGUUAUCUGAUAAUACAGGGUGGUUGAUUAGUAGGGUAAAGCUCAAUAGCUCCGCUUUAGUAAUAAAUAGCAAUAAAAGUUAAUAACAAAAAUUUUAGCCACCUUUGAGCUUCAAAUUACAAAAUUAGUUAGAAUGUUACAGGGUGUUCGAUAACACAGUGGCAGCCCUAACUUAUGUUUUUUUAAAUGGAACACCCUAUAUUUUAUUUUAUAUUCGAAAUCCUGUUAACUUCUCCAUCACAAAAAUAUAAAGGUUUGUUAUGUUAUACAGGGUAUUUACAAAGUUAUAACCAAUUUUGUAUGAAAAUCGUAACAAGUUCAACUCCCUGUAUAAAUAAAAAUAAGCACUGGUUUAUUAAUGCCAUAUUUUUUUAUUUAUUGUCAAAAUUUUUAAGAAUUAUUGAUAUUGCUAAUUUUCUUUAUAUCAACUACAGGGUGAGUCAAAACGCAAGUACAUUAUUUUCUCAGUAAUGUUAAAUGGAACACCCUGUAUUUUAUAUCAUUAUUGAAAAGUAACAUUAACGUACUUUAAUUUUUAUAUAACAUUCCCUAUGCCCAAAUUUAUUAGUUUUCGAUAUAUUUUCAUUUUCAGAGCAAAUUAUUUUAGGUGUUUAAAUUUAUCUAAAUUUUAAGUAAGCCAUGACUGAAUUGACAAUUGAAGAUUACCAAUUUUAUUAUUUAAUAUAGAUUACAUUUUACAAACAAAAACACAACCACUACAUGCAACAUUUUUGAAACAAUUAAAAGCUAUCUUUUUAUGUAAAUGCAACAAAUAAACAAAGAAAAUUAGUAAUAAAUUUUACAAAAGAACACACAAACACAAAAUACAAUAUUUUGUGAAGACAAUUAAACACUACUUUUGUAUGUAAAUGUAACAAUGUAACAAAUAAAGAACGAAACAUAAUUUAUCAGUAAUACAUUUUGCAAAAAAACAUGUUUGAAAAAAUUAGAAGCUACUUUUAAUAAAAUAUUUUUAAUAUUUAAUUACAUAAUGUGUUCAAAAUUAUCUCCUAACACAUUUAUGUACGCCUAAAAACGAUCAUUGAAUGAGCUACUUACUCUACGGAGCAUUUGUAAAUUAACACAUCGAAAUACACUUUGUAUUCUAUUUUUCAUCUCAUCCCUUGUUGUUGGAGGUAUUUUAUAAACUUCAUUAUUAACGUAACCCCAAAAAAAUCAGUCCAGUUUAUUAAAUUCUGGUGAUUUGGGUGGCCACGCUACUGGUCCAAUGAAAAAUGAAAAUAUCUCGAAAACUAAUAAAUUUAGACAUCGGGAAUGUUAUCUAAAAAUUAAAGUACGGUAAUGGUACUUUUCAAUAGUGAUAUAAAAUACAGGGUGUUUCAUUUAAAAUUACUGAGAAAAUAAUGUACUUGCGUUUUGACUCACCCUGUAUUUGAUAUAAAGAAAAUUAGCAAUAUCGACCAUUCUUGAAAAUUUUGACAAUACGUUAAAAAAUAUGGCAUUAAUAAACCAUUGUUGUUUUGCUUAUUUUUAUUUAUACAGGGAGUUGAACUUGUUACGAUUUUCAUAUAAAAUUGAUUAUAACUUUGUAAAUACCCUGUAUAACAUAACAAACCUUUAUAUUUUUGUGAUGGAGAAGUUAACAGGAUUUCGAAUUUAAAAUAAAAUAUAGGGUGUUCCAUUUAAAAAAACAUAAGUUUGGUCUGCCACUGUGUUACCCUGUAAAAUUCUAACUAAUUUUGUAAUGUGAAGCUCAAAGGUGGCUAAAAUUUUUGUUAUUAACUUUUAUUGCUAUCUAUUACUAUAGCGGAGCUAUUGAGCUGUACCCUACUAAUCAAUCACCCUGUAUAUUGCUUUUUCUUAAAGUCUAAAUUGUACAUUACAUAACUUUUAAUAUUAUAGAUAGUAUGAUAAGUAGUUCAUGUAAGUAGUAUGCCCAGGAACAUUUAACCAUAUAAAGUAACUGAGAAUAGUGACUUUUCCAUCACACAGCUAGAGCUAUAACACAGUUUCAAAAUUAUAUUCACUAAGUUCUCAGAAUUGUAAAUACGUUCAAAUGACAUUCUGGUCAGGUUAAUGAUUCGUCGUAGGAUAACUGGUUGUAUUAGUUAAGGUAUCUAAUAAAAUAUAUUCAAUAUAAUCAAUAUUUCGUUUGACGAAUAUUUGUAUCAAUAGUGCAUGUCUUACAUUGUCAAAGGCCUUUUGGUAAUCAAUGAAGCAAAUGAAAACAUCUUUUCUUUGGUCGUAGCAUUUCGGUACCAACAACUUCACUAUAAAAAAGUGCGACUCUUUUUGUUUCUUCGUUGACUCAAAAAGUGGCGAUAUAGUAAAGUAUACAGGGUGUUUCAUUGGGAAACGGAAAUACUUUAAUGGCGAAUAGAGUUUACCGAGCCGGUUCUAGAUAUACUACAUUUUUUGCCCUACCGACUUUUAUAACCGAGUUACAGGGUGUUUUAUCGAUUUUGCCCAUUUCUUUCCUAAGCCAUAACUUUAGAACCACCCUGUAUAUUUUUUUGAUAUUUGGGACACGUAUGUCUCAUUCAAAACCCAAACGACCGACAUACUAACCAUAAGAAAAAUCCAGGUCCGGAUUAACAAAAAAUUAUAAAGUAAUUGUGACCUUAAAACCCUGUAUAUUCAAAUUUUGAAAAUCUGUUUGCAUAUUUGAAAAGAGCACAAAAAAGUAAGUUUAAUGGUUCGCUUCCAUUUUUCGGCCAGACAAUUUUAUGACUUUAAUUUUGAAAUUAUAUUGAAUUUUUUAAGAACUCUGACAUUAAAAAGCAGAUAUUAUUAAUUUUUAGUUAUAAAUUAUCAAAGUUAAUGAAUAAGUACUCAUUUUAAAAAUAUUCAAUACCUAUUUACCACAUUGGAACGACCCAAUUACCAAUGACAAGAAAAAUCUAGGUCCCGAUUAACAAAAAAAUAUAAAGUAAUUGUGACCUUGAAACAACACCCUGUAUAUUGAAAUUUUGAAAAUUUGUUCGCGAAUUUUAAAGAGCAUCAAAAACUGCGUUAAAUGGUGCAUGUCAAAUUUUUGUGCAGAUAAUUUAAUUACGGCAAUGUUGAAAUCACAUUGAUUAAUUCUGCCAAGGUCACAAGAAGCUGUCAGAAAAAUGAAGAACAAUCCCAAUGUAAUUAGAAAACCGAUUCGAAAUCUUUUAAAGCGAGCAAGGAAAAGCAUCGAACAAAAUGGCGCACAUUUUGAGCAACUGUUAUAGUUCAAAUAUUUUUAAUUUAUGUUAAAUUGUUGAAUUGUUUAAACGAUUUUUUUAGAUAUAGCUGUUUUUUAAUUCUCUACUAAAUCAUUAAAAUAUUGCAAUUCUCGCAAUUCUAAUUUGUAAUGAUGUGCAUACAGCUACAAAUCCAGAGAAUCCAUGAAGCCAGCGAAGUAAAUAAGUAUUAAGUAUUUUUAAAAUAAAUAUUGAUUCAUUAACAUUAAAUAAUUACUAUAAAACUGGUUUUUAAUCUCAGAGUUCUUUAAAAUUUCAAUUUAAUUUCAAAAUUGAUGUAAUUAAAUCAACGGCGAAAAUUGGGUCGUUCCAAUGUGGUAAAUAAGUAUUGAUUAUUUUUAAAAUGAGUAUUUAUUCAUUAACUUUAAUAAUUUAUAACUAAAAGUUAAUAAUACCUGAUUUUUAAUGUUAGAGUUCUUAAAAAAAUCAAUAUAAUUUCAAAAUUAAAGUCAUGAAAUUGUCUGGCCGAAAAAUUGAAGCAAACUAUUAAACUUACUUUUUUGAGCUCUUUUCAAAUAUGCAGAUUUUCAAAAUUUGAAUAUACAGGUUGUUGUUUUAAGGUCAAAAUUACUUUAUAAAUUUUUGUUAAUCCGGACCUUGAUUUUUCUUAUGGUUAGUAUGUCGGUCGUUUGGAUUUUGGAUGAGGCAUAUGUGUACCAAAUAUCAAAAAAAUAUACAGGGUGGUUCUAAAGUCAUGGCUUAGGAAUGAAAUGGGCAAAAUCUAUAAAACACCCUGUAACUCGGUUAUAAAAGUUGGCAGGGCAAAAAAUGUAGUAUAUCUAGAACCGGCUCGGUGACCUCUAUUCACCGUUAAAGUAUUUCUUUUUCCCAAUGAAACACCCUGUAUAACUACAGUCUUUAAAUUUUUGAGAAACAAAACUUCUUAUCUUCUUAAAUUUCAGCCUUUCUUUUUAGCGAUGAAAGAAGGUAUAUUACGUUUUUCUGAAAUACUGCUUCUAAAAUACUGUUUACUGAAAUAGUGAUUAGUGGACCGAUGAUAUCGAUAUUUUUGGAGUUUUGUUGUUGAUGUAUCGCUUAAAGACAUCGACAGUACUGUAAAUAUCUAUGAUUAAAUGUUUAUGUCACAACAGAUAAAAUCUGAAUAUUCAGGAAAGAUGCAAUAUUUUCAUUUGCGAACAAGAAAAAUAAUUACUAUACUAUGGAUUUCACUAAACAGCUCAAAAAUGUCGGAAAUAAAUGAGAUUAGAAAAUUGUUGAAACAUGAAACUUAAAUAAAAUAUAAAGUUAGGAUGUUGUUAAUUCCAAGCUUUUUCUGUACAUAUAUAUAUUUUAGGGCUAAAAUAAUAUUUUGUAAAACUGUAGUUUUCACAAGAGAGAAAUAAUUAAAAACAUUUUGUAAUUAAGAUACAAUAUUUUCGUUUUAUUUGACUUUUGUCUUUUUACUCAGUUUCAGUAUGGUGUGGUAAAUCAAAAAUUACUUAUGUAUUUACUGUGUGGUAUGUUAAUUAAAAUUUACAUAAUAUGUAUUUAAUAAAGACAUUUUCAAUA
Molecule: messenger RNA, 8134 nt
Organism: Diabrotica virgifera virgifera (western corn rootworm)
Lineage: Eukaryota; Metazoa; Arthropoda; Insecta; Coleoptera; Chrysomelidae
Gene: Sgf29
Product: SAGA-associated factor 29
Exons: 6
Coding region: 243-1121 (292 amino acids)
Cellular component (GO): SAGA complex
Source: RefSeq, a predicted model, not a curated record